This is a messenger RNA of Halteromyces radiatus, 754 nucleotides long. RefSeq lists its product as uncharacterized. The coding region runs from base 203 to 520 and encodes 105 amino acids. NCBI's taxonomy places the organism in Eukaryota, Fungi, Mucoromycota, Mucoromycetes, Mucorales, Cunninghamellaceae. The record is from RefSeq and is a predicted model, not a curated record. The transcript has 2 exons.
AAAAAAAAAAAAAAAAUAGAGCGUGUGAGCAAAAUCAUAAAAAAAAAAAAGUUAAAAUGUCUUUCUCUUUUUUCCUUUCUUUCUUUCAUUCCGUAACUAGAUUUUUUUUUCCUGUUAUCAGUUUACUUCCAUUCCUUCAAAUCAUCCGUUCUUACUCGACAAUCCUCUUCUUUACGUAUCAUUCAAUGCACACAGAUUUAUCAUGAGUGAUCUUUCUUGGUGUCCAUCUUGUGAUAAUGCAAUAAGUCCUUUCUCGGACUCCCUUUACUGCAGUGAAGAAUGUCUACGAGACGAUGCUAUUCGACGCCAUCCUUUACUUGGUUACAACUAUCCCGAACUGUCAGAUUUCCCUCGUCCGCUCUCCAAACGCCCUUCUUUCAAUUCUAUCUAUUCAUCAUGUUCAAAUAAUGAGUCAUCAACAACGACAACAACAGUAGUAACUCAAUUAACAUCUUCUUCUUCUUCUAUUCAUUCCAAUCGCUCUUCGAUUCCUUCACUUGUAAAAUCUUGUAUUUCUUAAACACUCAAAUACCAAAAGUUAGAAAAAAAAAGCAUUUUUAAUCCCUUCCCCACUCAACAGUCCAUCCAUUUUAAUAUAUAUGAUUUUUUUUUAUGACAACAUACCCCCCUUAUGAUUCUUUUUACCUUUAUAUCUAUAUAUACAUAUAUCUUUUGAUCCAAUACAAUAAAAACAAGUAGAUUUAUGAUAUUAAUAAAUAAAAUCUCUCCUUUUUUUUUUCUGGAUCGGUUUUCC